AUGAAAGACGUCAGGCAAGAUCUGCCUAUGUCUAUGACCAUGGCCGCAUUUACGGGAAUCUCCUGGUGGCUCGGGCUGGAGGUCACCGCGUCCUUAUUCCUGACCUUCAAGCGCCGCCGAGGGCUAUACUUCUGGUCCUGCGCACUCGUUUCAUGGGCGAUCAUCCUCCAACCACUUUUUAUCAUCCUCGCCGACUUCCACGUCUGGACGGAUUCCAUCCCCUCCAUCACCAUGAUCUACCUCACCUGGCUGAUCAUGGUCGUUCCGCAAAGUUGGAUCCUGUACUCACGACUCCAUUUGCUGGUGCGCAACGCAACCAUGCUCAGGACGAUCAAAUUGAUUCUCCUUUCCAACUCGGUCGCGUUCUCGAUACCGACCAUCGCGAUCGGUGUUAUGGCUCAAGCCACGAGUAUCAACCGCGCGCUCUCCUCCGCCAACCUCAUCUGGGACCGUGUGCAGCUUGCCGUCUUCCUGAUCCAAGAAACCACCCUCAGUAUCCUAUACAUCUUACAAACGCGCAAGUUCCUGCGCGGCCGCGCGCCGCUGCGCGAACGCGCUUGGGCAUCGUAUAGUACACGACCGGGUUCUGACCUUUACAGCGCCGACCCUAACCAGGAGAACUUUCGAGAGCAGGCUCAGGUGCUGCGGCAGCUGAUCUACGCCAAUAUACUGAUCAUCGUGCUGGACUUCACACUGUUUGGAAUCCAGUGCGCCAAUAUGUUCUACUUGCAGGGGGCAUUGAAGCCGUGUGUCUAUGGUGUCAAGCUCAAGAUUGAGUUUAUCAUCUUGAAUCGGCUGCGGGAGAUCAUCUUGCGUCCAGCCAGUCGCGGCAUAUACCUCCGGAGUGAACAGGCGAGCAUCCGAUUAGUAGGUGGGAAUGGACUCAGGUCUGAUGCUGCCGAGGAGCCGGCUUCCGACCGUGCGAGAAUACAGGCGAAAUGA
Messenger RNA from Aspergillus japonicus CBS 114.51, 942 nucleotides. RefSeq lists its product as uncharacterized. Lineage: Eukaryota; Fungi; Ascomycota; Eurotiomycetes; Eurotiales; Aspergillaceae. The record is from RefSeq and is a predicted model, not a curated record. The transcript is spliced from 2 exons. The coding region runs from base 1 to 942 and encodes 313 amino acids.